UCGACUUUUUUGACAUGAGGCAACAAGCCCUCUGGGGACAAGGAUGGGGCGGGGGAAAUUUUACGGUACACUUCAGAGUACAUGCACUGUGUAGGGCAAAAACACUCAAAUAGAUGUGCAUAUUUUACAUGUCGACUUUGUGUGGGACAGAGUUUGGACAUAGAGAAAAGCAACAUUGCCAAUAGUGUGGGUUGACACAGAGGAAAGGCUAUGAGGAACUGAAAUUUAUUUGGGAAAUUGAAUGCCAAAAGGGAGGAGGUGGAAUAUGUUAAACAACAGCUGACCAUUAGCCAAUUAAGAAUUAUACAGCAAGGUGACUAUGCAGAAAGGUUAAAAUGUCAAGUGAAAAAAUCCAGCCUCAACAAGGAUACGAAAUUUUUAGAAGAGUGUUGCAUUUACUUGCUGGAGGUGUUGGUGCAACAGCUGGUCAAUUUGUAACUUGUCCUUUAGAUGUUGUUCAAACUAGAUUACAGUCCACUCAUUUAAACUUUAGCAAUGUUUCUCAUUUUAAUACAAUCAUUGGGCAUCACUCACCAAUGCUUCAAAUUCAUCGUCCUAUUUUUGGAAUUACCUAUUUUCAAAUUUUACUGAAUUAUAUUCGUUAUAUGGUUAGAACAGAAGGUUUUAAGUCACUUUUUAAAGGAUUGUCACCUGGCCUUUUUGGUAUAGUUCCAGCAAAGGCAACAUACUUUUUCUGUUAUGCAAAUGUCAAAGCUAAAUUGACACAAUCUCCAAGAUUUAAUAGUCAUGACCAUGUAAUUCACACAUUAUCAGCGGUAUUCGCAGGAACUGUAACAGGUACUGUAACUAAUCCUGUUUGGUAUAUAAAGACCAAACUGCAACUGAACAGAACAACUUGCUCAAGUAUAUUAAAAGUUAUUCGAAAUGGGUAUGAAAAGCAUGGCCUAAAAUGUUUUUUUCGAGGAGUAUCUGCAUCUUAUGUUGGUGUUUUAGAAACAGUCAUUUACUUUCUUCUGUAUGAAGAUUUGAAAAAAACUUUCAAUAUGAAUCAAAGAAAAUUCAAAGGGGAGAAAUUUCAUCCAACGCAUCUGAUAGCUGCUGCACUUACAUCUAAAAUUACAGCUACAACAAUUAUGUACCCACAUGAAGUUAUACGUACACGUUUGCGGCAAGAUAUUAAGGACAACACUGGUAAGAUGAAAUACAGAACUUUCUUUCAGGCAUUAAAAACUGUGGCAAAGGAGGAAGGUCGUGUUGGCCUUUAUGGCGGAUUUGGAACAAGCCUGAUCAGACAACUUCCUAAUACUGCUGUGACUUUUUUAACUUAUGAAGCAAUUAUUUAUUUUCUUGACAAUUAUGAAAAUUGACAUUUUUAAAGAAAUAUACCAUUUAUAUUA
Hydractinia symbiolongicarpus is the source of this 1358-nucleotide messenger RNA. RefSeq names its product solute carrier family 25 member 36-like. Bases 336 to 1328 code for a protein of 330 amino acids. Gene Ontology annotation, molecular function: pyrimidine nucleotide transmembrane transporter activity. Lineage: Eukaryota; Metazoa; Cnidaria; Hydrozoa; Anthoathecata; Hydractiniidae. The record is from RefSeq and is a predicted model, not a curated record. Gene Ontology annotation, biological process: pyrimidine nucleotide import into mitochondrion. The transcript has 2 exons. Gene Ontology annotation, cellular component: mitochondrion.